AUGAUCUCGCUCUUCAAGCUCUCUGCCCUCAUGGGCCUCAUGGUUGUUCUCGCCAACCAGGCCUCCACCGCUGAUGCGGCUUCAUCCAUCAUGCCAAACGUGUGCACCCCACAGGAGGAGGCUGGCAUGCCAUGCGUGUGCUGCAAAAAGGCCUGCUGGUUCGGCAUCGCGGAGAUGACGACCGCAUACUUCGGCCACAUGCCAGGAGAGAGAAGCGACGCCGAGGCCAAGUUCACCCUGGCCAUGAUGAACCAGUGCUUCAAGCUCGAAUGCAGCGACUCCUGCCCAUCUUCUCAUUAA
Messenger RNA from Caenorhabditis remanei, 300 nucleotides. RefSeq lists its product as uncharacterized. NCBI's taxonomy places the organism in Eukaryota, Metazoa, Nematoda, Chromadorea, Rhabditida, Rhabditidae. The record is from RefSeq and is a predicted model, not a curated record. The coding region runs from base 1 to 300 and encodes 99 amino acids. The transcript is spliced from 3 exons.